Mustela lutreola (European mink) is the source of this 2536-nucleotide messenger RNA. It is a transcript of the gene TMEM190, whose product is annotated as transmembrane protein 190. Bases 1292 to 1837 code for a protein of 181 amino acids. The transcript is spliced from 5 exons. Gene Ontology annotation, biological process: hematopoietic progenitor cell differentiation. The record is from RefSeq and is a predicted model, not a curated record. Lineage: Eukaryota; Metazoa; Chordata; Mammalia; Carnivora; Mustelidae. Gene Ontology annotation, cellular component: inner acrosomal membrane.
CUCCUGCUGAGCCCCCUCUAACCUGUGUCAUCUCUGACGGAGGCAGCCCAGGGCCACUCAGCUCCCACCAGGAUGUUUACAAGAGAUGCACAGACCAGGAGUCAGCCUCACGAGGCUUCCUGAGAAAUGGGGUCUGGACUCCUGGACAGCUGCCCUCAGACCUGGUCCCUGGCCUUCUGUCUCAGACCCGAGAGUCAGGCCCCCAGCCCCUCCUCCCUCAGACCCAGCAGUCCAGCCACCUCCUCCUUCAGAUCCAGGAGUCCUGGUCCCCAGCCCCCUCCUCCCUCAGACCCUAGAGUCCAGAUCUCUAGCCUCUCUUUCCUCAGCCCCAGGAAUCUGGGCCCUCAGCCACCUCCUCCCUCGGACUUGGGUCCAGACCCCCAGCCCCUCCUCCCUCAGACCCCAGAGUCCAGGCCCCAAAGCCACACUGCCCUGGGAGGCUCCCUUCUCACUGUACUACCAAGCUGAAUGGAGGGUCACCUGAGAGAACUAGGGAUCAUGGUCCCAGCCCAGCCCUCCACUGGGCUCCUCCACCACUGAGGGGGACCAAAUGGGAAACCUGAGGACCUCCACAUGGACCCCUUUCCCCAUUUGUGGGUGGAGAGACUGAGGCCCGAGGAGAAGGGUCUUCCUCCCCACGAGCCACACUCAGGGCCUGCACAUCCUCAUGGCCCUUACACAUUCCCCAUCCGUUCUCCACCGGGAGGCCUGGAGAGCCCUCGGAACAAGAGGACUCCCAAGCAAGUGCUCUGGCCUCUGGCCCAACUCCCAUUUUCCCCUUGUCUUCCUGGGCCACCUGGUUGUUGGGGGGGCCUCCCUAACAAUGGGGCUCAGUGAGCCUCAGGGCGCCUGCCCCUGGUUGCUAGGGGGAAGACCCCUGGCAACGACAUCUCUGGAGACUUUGGGCCACCUGGGGCUGCCCUGCAGGCAUCAGGUUACCAAGCAGAGGGAUUCCCUGGCAAGAAGGUCUCCCAGGCCCCGUAGCUUGGGGUCCCCUGGUUGUCAGGCAGGAGGUGCCUUAGACCCCCACCUACUUUCUACCCAGGUUGGCUGGCCCCCACCACUGUGGGCCCUUCAACCUGGUUGCUAAGGAAGCCACUUCCUACCAACCAGGCAUGACCAGGCCAGUGUGACCCCCCCUCCUCCUUCCCCACUGCUAAGGGGGCUCCCUAGCAACAGAACUUGGAACCUUGAAAGCUGGGUGGGCAGGUGGGCGGGGCCCCACUGGUUGCUGGGGUGAUGGCCUUCAAGGUCUGUCCCCACAGAGGCCCCAAGGGUCUGGGGAGGCAACAUGGUGGGCUCUGGGAUCCCCGCUUUGAGCCUCUUCCUGCUGAUGCAGGGCUCAGUAGACGGGAAUGGGAUCCAGGGAUUCUUCUAUCCAUGGAGCUGUGAGGGAGAUGUAUGGGACCGGGAGAGCUGUGGGGGCCAAGCGGCAAUUGAGAACCCCAAUCUGUGUCUGCGUCUCCGGUGCUGCUAUCGUGAUGGGGUCUGCUACCACCAGCGGCCAGAUGAAACCAUGCGGAGAAAGCACAUGUGGGCGCUGGGCUGGACAUGUGGAGGCCUCCUCUUCCUGAUCUCCAGCAUCUGCUUGUUCUGGUGGGCCAAACGUCGAGAUAUGCUGCACCUUCCAGGAUUCUUAAAGGGCAAAUGUGACCUGUCGAGGACUGUGUCUCUGUUAUCUAAGGACAGGGGGCCUUCCAGCGAAAAGAGGACAUCCGCAGGCAGCAUGCCAACCUCUGUUACUCCAGAGGGGAACACGGAAGUGUCAGGGGUCACCGAAGGGGAAGGGACGACAGAAGGGGGUGAUGAAACAGAAGGGGCGGAGGACGAAGAUUAGGGGCACCCCUGGGGGGGCCCCUCAAUACAGAUAUAGCAUAUAGAUGCGUGGUCUCUUUUCUAAGAUCCAUGGGAGCAGGAGGCACAGGAGCUCCAGGGCAGGGAGUGUGCGUGUGUGUGUGUGUGUGUGUGUGUGCACAAGGGGACUGGGCUGUGAUCAUGAGGUUUCCAGCCUGAGUGGGAUCUGGAACCAGGGAGCGGUGGGUUGGUGGGAGGUGGCCUGCCAUUCUCCUGCAGGAGCACCACUGACAGCCUUGGUUGCCGACCCUUGGGAUCCUGCCUUAUCUGCCAGCACACCUCCCACCAAUGCCCAAGCAUGGCAGGGCUCCCUGCGGGACACAGGCCACCCCGGGUGGACAACAUUACUCUCAGAUUCUCCAGUGGCCCGGUGGAAAUUCUCCAGAAAGCACCUAUGGUACAAGACUUGUCCUGCCCAGCCCUCGGGCCUUCCUCAGGCGUACCCUGUACCAGGUCCCCUCUACAAGUACUUCCAGGGCACCUGGGUGGCUCAGCAGGUGCGGACUCUUGAUUUCGGCUCUGGCCACGAUCUCAGGGUCGUGGGCUCGAGCCCCCUACCCGGGCUACUUGCUUGGCCGGGGUCUGCUGGAGAUUAUUUCUCUCCCUCUCCCGCAGCCCCUCCCCUCUAAAAUAAAUAAAUCUCUCUCUCUCUUUUUUUUAAGGUACUUCCUCCUAAUAAAUA